AUGCGAGAAGGAGAGACCCUGAAGGCCUACUCGGAUAGGUACUGGGAGAUGUACAACGAGAUAGAGGGAAAUUACGAUGACGUCGCCAUCAGCGCCUUCAAGAAAGGCCUGCCGACAGAUCACGAUUUAAGGAAGUCCUUAACUGGGAAACCAAUCACUAGCGUGCGCCAGCUCAUGGACCGAAUCGAUAAGUACAAGAGGGUUGAAGAGGACCAACAAACGGGAAAGGGUAAAGCGAAGGUUGUCCCUCAAGAGAGGAGGGACUUCAGGUCCGACCGAUUUAGCAACAACAACCGGCCGAGAAGGAAUUACUCGGAGCAGUCUGGAUCCACUGGGGCACAAGCAGUCCACGCUGUGUUCCGAGAGCCAUUACAUAAGAUCUUAGAGAAAGUCAAGAAUGAACCGUUCUUUCAAUGGCCAAAUAGGAUGACAGGCGAUCCUUCGAAACGUAACCAAAGCCUAUAUUACGAAUACCACCAGGAACCGGGGCAUACCGCUGAUAACUGCAGAAACCUGAAAAACCACUUGGACUGGCUGGUCCGAGAGGGAAAGUUGAGACAUCUCUUGCAUCAUCCCGUUGGAUGA
Quercus lobata is the source of this 585-nucleotide messenger RNA. RefSeq lists its product as uncharacterized. The coding region runs from base 1 to 585 and encodes 194 amino acids. Lineage: Eukaryota; Viridiplantae; Streptophyta; Magnoliopsida; Fagales; Fagaceae. The transcript has a single exon. The record is from RefSeq and is a predicted model, not a curated record.